AUGACUCCAUCUCAGCUGGAGGUCUUUGUUCGGGCUCUGUCCCGGCUUUUGGGCUGGAUAUACAUGGCCUGCUGGUCAGCAUCUUUCUAUCCUCAGCCCAUCUAUAAUUUUCGGCGGGGCUCGACAGCAGGAACGUCGAUCGAUUUCCCCACGGUCAACUGGCUAGGUUUCCUGUAUUAUGCCAUAUAUAAUGGUGCUUUUUUAUACUCACCAGUGAUUCGCUCCCAGUACGCGGCUCGGCAUCCACUCUCAGAAGAGCCUACGGUCCGCUUCAACGACUUGGCGUUCGCGGUUCACGCGGUGAUUCUGAGUCUUAUUGUCUAUUCCCAAUUCUGGCCAAUGAUCUGGGGUCUACAGGUUUCCCGCUUCCAAAGGAUCAGCAAGCCCAUAGCGGGCCUAUUUUGGGGGUCUGUCUUGGCACCACUAAUCGUGAUUUGGAUCGUUUUGUCAAAGAGCCCUGACGGGGGUUAUGAUCCUUCGAUCUGGGCGUGGAUCGAUGUGAUCUAUACAUUUUCCUACAUCAAGCUCGUCAUUACGAUUGUGAAAUAUAUGCCACAGGCCUGGAUGAACUACAGGCGUCAGUCGACCUUGGGCUGGGACAUCAACCAAAUUUUGCUGGACUUAGCCGGCGGUGUGCUGUCGCUACUUCAGCUGGUCAUGGACUCGAGCCUCCAGAGUGACUGGAGCGGCAUUACCGGAAACCCGGUUAAGCUUUUCCUGGGGAAUAUUUCGAUUAUCUUUGAUCUGAUUUUUAUAACUCAGCACUAUAUUCUAUAUCGAGGGGCUGAGUCCAAGCCAGUGGAUCCUCAUUCGGAUUCCGACUUGACCACGCCUCUGCUGGCCGAUGAGUCCACGCAAGCUAGAUGA
This is a messenger RNA of Penicillium pulvis, 867 nucleotides long. RefSeq names its product putative L-cystine transporter. The coding region runs from base 1 to 867 and encodes 288 amino acids. The transcript is spliced from 4 exons. Gene Ontology annotation, cellular component: fungal-type vacuole; vacuolar membrane. Gene Ontology annotation, molecular function: L-cystine transmembrane transporter activity. Gene Ontology annotation, biological process: L-cystine transport. The record is from RefSeq and is a predicted model, not a curated record. Lineage: Eukaryota; Fungi; Ascomycota; Eurotiomycetes; Eurotiales; Aspergillaceae.